This is a messenger RNA of Procambarus clarkii (red swamp crayfish), 12504 nucleotides long. RefSeq names its product serine/threonine-protein kinase WNK1. Gene Ontology annotation, biological process: negative regulation of sodium ion transport; positive regulation of potassium ion import across plasma membrane; intracellular signal transduction. Gene Ontology annotation, molecular function: protein serine/threonine kinase activity; ATP binding; potassium channel inhibitor activity. Lineage: Eukaryota; Metazoa; Arthropoda; Malacostraca; Decapoda; Cambaridae. The record is from RefSeq and is a predicted model, not a curated record. Gene Ontology annotation, cellular component: cytoplasm.
GGUCGUGGUGGUGGUGGUAGUGGUGGUGGUAGUGGUGGUGGGUACAGCUGUCACGGCUAAGCAGCCCCGCCACCAGUACCUGACUCAGUGGCCGUCGCGCUCCAACGUGCUCUCCACACCUGUUGAUCCUUGUCUCAGGAUCCCAGCGUCUCGGGGACACACCUGUGUCCUUCCCCCUUAAAGCACCUCUCUUGUCUCCGGAUAAGUUGACUCUUGAAAGAUCAUGAUGUACAGUGUAUAAAAGCAGUAGCUAGGGCAUGCUGGAAGUGCGUAGUGUUACAGUGAACAUAAAGACUUAUGUCACAUGGAGUUGUGUGAAGUGUAAACCUGUUCAGACCUGGGUAUCAGAGCUGAGUCGUCUUUACAGUGACUUCAAAAUUCGAGUAUGUACCGUAUAUUUUGGAAGGUGUUAGUGAGCUUAUUGAGACCUCACACUUCCCACAUUACCCAAUAAGCUUAACGUUAUGUUGUGAAUAACUUUGAACCACUUGCAGGUGACAACAGAAAGUUAGUGUUAUGUAACAUUUUCCAAGAGAAGUGUGAGAAGCGCAGGACAUGGUUAGUGGCGGGAGCGGGGGCUUGUAGCACAUGCCUUAUCCUCGUGCACCAACCCGCACUGGACGCCUCGAAGAUGAAUGGAGUUUACACGCUCAAAAUCUUGACCAAAAGUUGUUUACGUCCUGAAGAAUUAUUCUGGCGGGUGGGAGACUGCGGGCGGUGGAGCUGGUGGCGGAGGGUGAAGAGUGUGAUGUGUGUCGUGGAGGUGUGCAGGUGACUGCUGCUGUGGCGUCUGAUGUGGGCGCCGUGUACAUGGUGGUGGUGUCGGAGUGGUAAUGAUGGGCACAGCUCCCUCCUCUGACAGUGAGGACGGUCCCCAGCACACUGUCACCCUCUACACCAGCAGCAGCAGCAGGAGGGAAGAGGGUGGAGCACCGUCUGCUUGGGACGUGUGUUGUAGCUGUGUCCCAGCCCGUCCGUCGCCCUGCCCGUCCUCCACCACCUCGUGGAUGACACCCUCGCCUACCUAUCACCCCCUCACUAAAGUUCCACAACCACUCCCCAUGAUGACGUUAUCGGCAAACUCUCCAAACUCCGAUGGUCGUCUCUGGCGCACAUUUAGACGGUGCGGUCAUGGCGGCGUGGUGGGCGGGGUGGGCGGUGCAGGCGGCGGCAGCGUAACGGGUAGCGGGUGGCGCGCCGCCCCGAAAGCGGGGGGCGCAGCUUCCGGACCCGGGUCGCCGCCUGCCAUGUCCAAAGGUCGCACGCGGGGAACCACCUCGACAGCGGCCGCCGGCAGCGGCACCAGCAGCAGCACCAGCAGCGCCACCCCCAUCGCCACCACCACCACCACAACGUCUCUCUCCACUGCUACCUCCAACAUGAAUGGAGAGCGACGCUCUGGUGUCGAAGUUGUGCCGCCCUCUAGUCGUCGGCCAGUGAGAACCUCUGCCACCUUCACCUCUAGCAUCAAAGGCCUCCUGCAGCAGCGGGAGGACUCUGGAGGCGGCGGUGUCGGCGUCUUCUCGACGCUGAGACGCUCUCUGCCGCGUUCCAGAUCGGCUUCCUCCCACGUGGAGGGUCGCGCUUCUCAGGAAGAGGCAACGGGAGGUCGUCGCUCCGGAUUGCCCCCCUUGCGGUCUCCCGGGGGCCCGUCUCCCCGUGGCCGGCGAACACUCUCUACUAUGGGCUCCAAAAGACGGUCAGUCAUACUGGAGGAGGAUAAGGAGGCCCUGAACGGUGAAGACUCUACGAGUGCGCCGCCCCCCGCCGUGGGCGGCACUGGGGGUCGGCGGCACUCCCCCCGGCCUCGGCGCUCCCAUAGUGUGCAGGAGGAUCGCCAGUCUCCUGCCAGGGACGCCGUCCUUACUAAACAAUAUAGUGUCGAGGAACGAGUGUCAAAAACUAAUAAAUCUUCCCCUGGAGACGACUCUCCGAGAACUGACGAGGAGCACACCGAUGGCGUCCUGAAAGAAGGGGAAGAAAGAACCCGAGAGGCUGGUACUCUAACAGAAAAAGAAAAAGUGGAAUGUGAACGUGAUGAAAAAGACAAAGAUGAACGUGAGGAAGAGGAGCGACGUGCUCCUGUGGAGGAGGAGGAAGCGGAGGAGGCGGUGGACAAGUCUCCAGACGGACGCUUCCUCAAGUUUGACCACGAGAUCGGUCGUGGGUCCUUCAAGACUGUGUACCGCGGCCUUGACACAGACACGGGAGUCGACGUCGCCUGGUGCGAACUCCUGGAACGGAAAUGGAACAAGAACGAGCGUUUGAGAUUUCGAGAGGAGGCGGAGAUGCUGAAGGGUCUGCAGCAUCCCAACAUUGUGAGGUUCUACGACUACUGGGAGGUGCACAAUGCCAAGCGGCGCUGUAUCGUCCUGGUCACCGAGUUGAUGACAUCUGGCACUCUCAAGCAAUAUCUGCGUCGUUUACGGAAAGUGAACCUAAAAGUGUUGAAAAGCUGGUGCCGGCAAAUUCUGAAAGGGUUGCAGUUUCUUCACUCGCGCGCUCCUCCCAUCAUACAUCGAGAUCUCAAGUGUGACAAUAUCUUUGUCACUGGAACAACUGGUUCUGUUAAAAUUGGUGAUCUAGGACUUGCUACACUUAAAAAUAGAUCUUGUGCUAAAUCUGUAAUUGGCACACCAGAGUUCAUGGCCCCCGAGGUGUAUGAGGAGCAUUAUGAUGAGAUGGUUGAUGUGUAUGCCUUUGGCAUGUGCAUGAUGGAGAUGGCAACGUUGGAAUACCCAUACAAAGAAUGUUCGGGUCCAGCUCAGAUUUACAAGAAGGUCACCACGGGAGUUCGGCCCCAGAGCUUUCUAAAAAUCGAAGAUGAAGAUGUGAAAUAUAUUGUAGACUGGUGCACACGACUCCAUAAUGAGGAAAGACCAACAGUAAAAGAUCUCCUGAAUCAUGAGUUCUUCCAAGAAGACACUGGCAUUAAAGUGGACUUGGGAAACAAGGAGGAAGCUAUAGCCUCGGAUUUAGCAAAAGUUGUUUUAAGGUUACGGGUAAUUGAUGCAAAAAAAAGGAAAGAUAAGCAUAAAGAAAAUGAGGCUAUCCAAUUUGAUUUUGAUAUAGAGAAUGACAACCCAGAUAUGAUUGCAGAAGGAAUGGUAAAAAUGGGAAUGAUCCUAGAGGAGGAUGAACGGUCAGUAGCCAAGAUGAUACAGACACAGAUCCACAAUCUUCAACGGGAACGUGAGGAACGGAGAAAAAAGGACCUUAUGGAGAAGGAGAAGCAACAGUUAGAAGAACAGCAGCAGCAGCUGCAACAACAGCAGCUACAACAGCAGCAGCAGUUGCAGCAACAGCAGCAACAACAGCAACAGCAGCAGCAGCAACAGCAACAGCAGCAACAACAACAGCAGUUGCAACAGCAACUCCAACAACAACCAUUAUUGCAAACACAAACUUCAGUCCAGCAACAGCCAAGUAUGCAACAGCAGGCACCACCUCAACAAGCAAGUCAGCUUGAGCAGCAGCAACAGCCACCACAGCAACAACAGCCACCACAGCAACAACAGCAACCUUCACAGCAACCUACUGUUCAGCAAGAUGUUCAGCAACAACAAAUAGUGGGAGAGGCAAUUCCUCCAGAACAGCAAGAUGGGGUACGAGAAUCUGGUUACUACACAUUGACCUCUGGAAGUGAAAGUCAGCAAGCUUUCACUCAGGUGGAAUCCUGCCCAUCACCUCAGAUACUUACAGACACAUAUUCUCACCUGCUAAAUGACAGGCCUGGUGGCACUGGUUUGGAGUCGCAGACAAACAACUCCAUCACAAGCAGCACCACUACCUUCAAUACCACCACUACCACCACCACUACCACCACCAUGUCCUCCUCCUCCUCAAACACCACCACCACCACCACCACCACCUCUACUCACCCUCCAUUUGACCCCAGCGCUGCCUCCGAGUCAGAGUGCAGUGAGCAUCCAGCUGAUGGGACAAGCAGCAAACAGCACACGGACCGUAAGAAGAUUCGGAAGAAGAAGACCCUCGAUAGAUUUCCAAAGUUGACAGUCUUGAGUGUGACAGAUACAAUGGUUGAAUGCCAGUUGGAAACCAUCAAACAGAAGACUAUCACUUUCAAGUUUGACAUAACAGAUAAUGACCCUCAAGAUGUUGCUAACAAAUUGGUAAUGACCAAUUUGUUACCGGGGAAUCAUGCUGAGGUUGUAAUAAACUACAUUGAAGACAUCAUCCGGCAGUUACAGGUCAACCCUAAUGUCCUCCCAGUUGUUUCCACCCCUGGAUUGGAUUCUCGCAGCCAACAACAUGCUCAAGAGGGCCUAACCCGAUCUCCAUCUUCUUCUAGACGUCAUCGAGAUGAUCCUGAAACGAGGGCUCGAUACCUGGCCAGGAAGCUGAGUCGAUCCUCCCCUAAACGGCGGCGGCGACACAGCUCACAGCACGAAGAAGGAGACAGUGCUCCAGGAACUCCAAGCAAGCGUGCUGAACCCAGAGAGUCUUCUCCUCAAGUCCAGACGAGCCCCAUUCAUCAACAACAGCCUUCUGCAGUUCAGCAGGAGCCACAGUCACAGCAACAGCAGCAGCAACAGCAACAGCAGCAGCAGCAGCAACAGCAGCAGCAGCAGCAGCAGCAGCAGCAGCAGCAGCAGCAGCAGCAGCAGCAACCUCCGUCAGUUAGUCCAGCGUGUGUUGCGCCGCAGCCGCCUGUAGCCUCUCAAGCAACAUCACAACAACCACAGGCUUUCAGGACGUCUCGCUUCUUGGUGAGUCCUGUGGUAGAGCGCAAGCAGAUGCCUGGUGAGGAACCAGGUGGGGGGUCAGGUGCCCCUGUUGUCCAGCAGCAAGUGGAAACUGUAACUCCCACUCCUAACCUUCUCCUGGAUGAAUCCCCUCAGUCAGACUUCAUUCCUGCUUCCUCUACUGCUGCUCUGCUUCCAUCCGUACCAACCUCCUCUGCCUCUAUUGUGAUCCCACCAACACAAGACCAGCAGCAGAGUGAUGGCUUUGUCAGUGGUGUGGGUGUUGCUGUACCAAUGCCUGUGUCAGUCUCACAGCCAGGAUCUGGGGGACCCACUCCUCCACAUCACUGCACUCCGGAGAACACCUACACUUCUGAUCAUCAGGCCAGACUCUCACAGCAGAAUUCUCUGGAGAAAUAUGACAGUGUAACUUCUAACAGCAACCUGUCUGAGCUAGCACGCAAGCUGCAGCAGCUGGGCACCUCAGGAGGCACAGUUACACCAAUCUCAUUGUCGUCAUCACAUACAUUUGCCCCAAUCUCUGCUCCCAGCCAUCCUGGUACUCCUAUUUCCCUGGCUACCCAGCCUACUUUCAGUCAAGACCUUAGCAUGCAACUUGCAGGGGUGCUGAAUUCUGGGGCAUCGCGGUUCACAAGGGCCCUCUGGUCGCCGUCUACCAACUACAAAACCUGCCCAGCCUUCUUCCACGUUUUGGCUCCUGAGGGAGGUAUUGGUGGCAGCAGUAUUGUUGACAGCAGCAACUUAACCUCAACCAGCAUGGGGAUCCCCAUCCAGGAGGGUAAUGUGAUGCAACUACAGGGAUACCACCACAUGAACCGCACAACUGAUAUUCCUUCUAACGAGCUCUUUCAACAGGUUGCAUGUGAGGUUGAGGGCACGGAGGGAUUGCGUACCCUCCCGCUGCCUUACGACUCACCCCACAUGCAUCCACCGGGUGGUGCCCUUACCAUCGUGGUCACUCCCCCCAUACCACCGCUGAGCCAGACCUUGCUGUCACACUCUCAGGGUGGUUUGAGUAUGGGAAUUGAUGAAAGAAGAGGAGUGGCUACACCUGCCAUUCCAAGUGAAUCCGUAGGAACACCUUUGGUUACUCCUGCUGUAUUACACGGUCUGCAUGCCCCAGCUGGUGUGCUUAUGACUGCACCUAUGCCUGGUGGUGUUGCACCUGCAGCACCAGUUGCCAAUGUUUUGGGAACCCCUCCAGUUCCAGUUGAUGCAGCUGGAAUGCCUAUCAAUGCAGACAUGUUCUCAAAUUUCCAGCCAAUACCACAGCCUGCCAUUAACCCUACUGCAUUGCAACAGAUUUCAUUACAAGCAGAGAUGUCUGGCUCUGCUGUCAACCUGUCUGAAGUGGGAGCAUCAACAGCACAAACUGGACAUGAGGAUUCCAACCAGUCUGUGCCACAGUCUGAACAAGUGAUUGGCGAAUCAGGUUGCAUAACUGGGGAAUUGGGCCAGGUGGCUGGAGAGUCAGGUCAAGUAACUGGAGAAAGUGGUCAAGUUGGUGUAGAAACUGGUUAUAUGCCCGUAGUGUCUGGUCACAUAGCUGUAGAUGGUGGCCAUGUUGCAGUAUGUCCAGGAACAGAUCUUCCAUUACAAGUUCCAGUAUCUAUGUGUAUGCCAACACCAGUGGGGUUGGCAAGUGGAGCACCAUCAACUAUGCCUGCAGGAAUGACCUCUGGUAUGGGCAUGACUGGAGCUGCUUUAGGACUUCCUCAUGGAGUAAUGUUGGCUGUGCCCACUGGUUCAGGACAGCGAAGCAGAAUGGAUUUAGAGCAUUUAAGAGAACAGUUACAAAAGCUUGUGCCUGGUGCUCACCUCACAUUAGCCCACCAUGGACAUGAGGAAAAUGUCAGCACUGGAUCUCCGUCCAUUGAUGGUCUACAGCAAGUGUACCCACAGUCAUCUUUGAAUGCCUCUCAAUCAACUAUUGGUGGAAUACCCCUCACAAUGAUGGGAUCAAACACGGUAGCCCAUGGAGAAGGACUUCAUGCCUCUGUAGAUGGGUCUGUAGACACAAGUAUGAUAUUGCCACAGACUGUGAGAUUACCAGGAGGGGAGACUGUAGCAUUAGUGUCUCAAGUUAUGAUGGAGUCUGGCUGCCAUCCACCACUGGGUUAUUCAGCCAUGGUGCCUCUUCGUCUAGAAAAUGCUGGUUUGAGCUCGGUAGGCUCUGCAGAAGCUUAUGCCUGGAGGCCUGCUGCAGUAUCCCCUGCACCAGUUCGAAGUCAUAUAUCCCUGUCUCGGACACCCUCCAUUAAAGAUUCUGAAGACCAGUGUGAUACCAAGCAAAAUCGAACCUCACGUUUCCAAGUCACAAAGGUGGUUGAAGAAGCUGUAAGAAGAACAUCAGACACAUCAACUUGCAGUAGCCCAGUUAGUUCUCCUGUACGUCGUGGACGUUUUGCAGUCACCAAAGUGUCCGAGUCAACAGAAUCUGGAGAAGGUGUUUUGGGAGGUUCUGCCCUGACACCGGGGUUGUCAGAAUCUCAUCCUCACGUGUUCAUUCGUGAAAAUUCACAGGGUGGUACUCCUUCAGACCCUCCCUCCAUCACUCCCUCUGCUCCUCCUUCCAUGACAUCAUCAUUUGUCUCCGAGGACACUCCGGCCACCACUCCAGCUACCCCAGCACCUCAUGUCGACACGUUUGGUCAACACCACUCCUCGACCAACUCCACUGAAGAUCACGUGCCAACCUUGGAAGGCAGCCAGUUCAGUGGUGUUGUUACUAGACCCCCUGGCGAUAGGUGGCAGCCCCAGUCCCAGCCUUCAUCCUCUUCCUCUGCCCUUCCCAUGCAGACACCUAUAUAUGAGGGGGUUUCUUCUUUUCCCUCAGCCACACCACGUCCUCACUAUUCCAAUACAACUGACAAUAAGAUCCGAACUACUCCCACCAGUAAAUCAAGUGCUACUAACCAGCAAACGAAGGUCGAUGCUUUUAAAAAUAGUAAAACUACUAAUUUUAAUAUCCCUGUCAGUUCAACGGUACAAGGAAUCCAGACAUUAUCUCAAAUUGUAGAGCAGCCACUGCAGCCUACGUCUUCAAGUUCUUCACCACCACAUGAGCCACCACCUAUUCUCAGGUUGCCUUCUAGACUGAUUGAUAUUGUAAAAAAGAAGUCCCAUGGUGUUGAAGGAGGUGCAAUUCCCAAAGUUUCUGAAACAAACAAAGCAUUUUCAGACAAAUGUAAAUUUCCAAGAAGUGCAUCUUGUGAUGCUGACACUCAAGUGUGGGGCUCAUUACCUGAUACUGAGUCAGGCAAAAGUGCUUACAGGUUACAUUGUAGUAAGAGUGUUGAGGUACAGACUGAAGACUGUAAAAGAAAAGAAUGUUACCUUUCCCCCUUUUCAUCAUCAUCAACUGCUUCAUUAAGCCCAAAUCGGCUGAUAAAGCCCAAGUCAACAAGUAAUCUCAGCAGUCCAAUUCCUCCUCCUAUUCCACCUAGAAACUCGCCUCCAAAGUCUCCAAUAAAGAAUGCAGGAAGUAUUAACUGGUUGGAUCGAAGUAGUAGCAUUAUAGACUUGGGUAAUUUGUUUGAUGAAGUUAAACAGUCCAAAGAAGCUCUGCAUAAGUCACGAGAAUCAUUAAACCGUUUUGGUGAAAAAAGGGCUUUUAGUUCGUAUAGUCCAUUGUCCCGCACAAAAAGUGUGAGCAGCUUACAGCAUUUGGGAUUAGCUGCUACCAGAGAUUCAGGAUUGUCACAAUCUUCUUGGGAACUUGGAGAUGCAAACAAUUCUGCACCACACUUUCAUUCAUUUCAAGCAGGCAACGGCAUGAAUUUUAAUGAGAUUCAAAAGCCUAGCAUGCUUACAUCAAAUAUAAAACGUAGCCCAGCUCUACGAAGAUUAACUGGACAGGACAGACUCAGUAUUAGUGUUGAGGACUCUGUUUACCAUACUGUUCAUACACCAUCUCAUGCAUGUGCGAGUCCUCGUGCCAAGUCAUCUGGUCGUCUUCUCACUCCUCAUACUCCAGCUUUCCAAGAUGAUGUAUAUUAUACCAUUCAAGGAGGCUCUGGAGUGACUCAGCAUUAUCAUACAGAAGACUCUCGCUCAUGGCAAGCUGUAGGCAGUAUGCCAAUACAUCGCCAAAGAAGUUACUGUCACUCAAGCUCUAGUAGUGAAGAAGGCUUUGAAGAAGAUGAUCCUUUAUAUGAGCCUCUACAUGAAUCUCCAACAAAUAUGUCACCUACAGAAGCAUACAACCCACAUUAUACACUAGAAAUACCUCGUGUUUCCCCAAGAUCUCCAAAGUAUUAUUAUCAUUCGCCUCCCCAUAUAUCUCAUUAUGUUCCUUUAUCUCCCAAAAGUCCUAAACACCUUCGUUACUCACCAAAAUCACAUCACCCAUAUGGUCAUUCACCACACCAGCUUUAUCAGAGUCCUCAGUGCUCCCCACAGUCUUCACAUUACUCUCCUCAGUCUUAUCAUUACCCUUGUACCUGCAUGCAUCAGGGCUACCCCAACCCCCUCUGUAGCCGACCAUGGCCCUCGCCCACAGCCCAGCUUGAAACUGGUCGUUCGUGCUCUUGGACAGAGGAUGAUGAACUGGAAACUGUCCGACUUGACUUAGAAGAUUUUUCAGAGGACGAUGACAGCUUUCAACAACUUCUCUCUAAGCAAGAGCAUGAAGAGGCUGAAUUGCGGCAGAGACACCAACAAGAGAGAGAGGCUUAUAAGGUGCUACGUAUGCAACGGAGGCACCAUAACAAGCGACCCAAGUCGCUUCGUCUGGCCUCAUCUCCUGGUCCUCCACCAUCAGGAAUGACUCCCACUUCCCCUCAUUGCCAAGCUGAUGAUGUACAAACAGAUGGCUGCAAGUUAUCCACAGGGACUAAUUCUGAUUCAGUCUUGAUGUCUGAUCAUUCUAUGGAGUGUUCAUCAGCUACCACCUCAAAUAAAAAGGGACGCACAAUCUCAGAGGACAUGUUGGAGCUAGUGCAGAAUCUAGGAGCUCCCCGGCCAGUUGCGCGACCUCUGCCAGGAAAGAUAACUUUGAACCAGAUGAUGGCCCAACAAAAGUCAUCAGCAACAAUACCAUCUGUAGGACAAAGGGCAUUUUAUCCUUCAGUGGGAAUUGCAGCUGCACAGUAUCAUGGUCAAUACUUCUCAAAUUUUCAGACAUUCCCCUUACCAUACCAGCGGCUGUCAGAUGGAUCAGUUGUGGCUGUUUCCCAAGUAGAUGAUGGUUCAGGAGCUCCAUCUAGUACGAGUAGUAGCAACUCUAAUUUACAACAGCCACCUGCCACAAGUGCCUCCUGGGUACAAUGGCAGCAGCAGUAGGUGUGGCCAACAUUCCAUGUUCCCACUCAGGGACGGGAACCUGCAUCUGUGAUCCUGUAUUUUGUACGUACUCCCUUGUGGAGAUGGACUCGAAUCAACAGCAGUGGAAGCAAUGUCUGCUCGACAGGUUGGCAGAGUUUUUACGUAAAUAACACUUUUUUUUGUGUGUUGCAAAUGAUAAAUGGCACUUGUUCCUUAGGAAAAUGUUAACAAGAUGCUAAGAUGUCAAGGACAGCAGUGUUUCCAGUGCUAGUUGUAGAGUUAAUGACUAGUCAUGCAAUAGAAAGGAUGAAGUUUUCAAAUUUGUGUGGGUGUGCAUUGCAAAAGAUAUAAAUUGAUACCUCAGUCAUCCAUUCUGUUCCUUUUAGAUAUGACUAGAUUUAUUGCUUUCAAUAGUGAUUCCUUUUUUAAUGACUGUUCUAUAACAUUAUGAGAACAAAUAUAUCUUUUGGACAAAACUGAUAAAUCAGAAUGAAACACUUCCCUCUGUUCAUUAGUUAUGGACAUGAACAAGGGACAAGCAGUGUAAAUGUUGUAAUAUAUGUACAGAAAGAUUUGUACAGUGAGGGGGAUUGUGAUGGGGCCUGUGAUGAGUACUGGUUUAGGGAUUGAGAUAAUUUGGCCCUAGUCAAAUACAUCCAUAUUUGGGCAAGCCAAUGCUGAUCGGUCUUCCAGCAACAACUUCAGAAGGUGAUGCAUGCACAUCGUAUGAGUAAGCCCAAUUACUGCACUUGAUUAGUGGGUCUGCUCAAAGUGGCGAGUGUUGUUUGGAAGUUUUCACAGAAUCAUCAUUGAGACAGCUCAGUGUGUGGUUAUCAUUUUCAACAAAAGACUUCCUUGUAUUAAUUGCACAUUGCAUUGUAACAGUAAGGGAUUGGGAUUCACAAUGACACAAUCUUUGUGAUUAAAAUUGGUGCUACUGCCUUGCUUAUACGCAGUAAUUAAUUUGUUUCUAGAAAUCUGUCUAAUAGUAGAACAUAUGGUGGACUGUGGAAUUUGAAAAUUUAAAGCAGCCUGAGAGUUGAGUGCUAGAAGUGUAUAAUCACUUCACAGAUAGGGAGUUGCAUUAGUUUUGUGGAGAACAAUUACACCAUAAAUUCAUCAUGGGAACAUGAUGAGCAAAACCUAUUAAUAUUUGAUAUUCGAUGAGAAUUGGAAUCCUGAUGAAGUAUAUCUCCUGAUUCUACAUCGCAAAGGUAGACUUGAUAUAAUAGUAGCAGUGCAAGUGCCAUUUCAGAUACAUUAUCAGCAUCAUAGCACCCAAGUACAUUGGAAAUCUGUACUAGGUGCCAUAUAUAUUAUAAUCUGUAAGGGUGUCAUGGUGAUCAGUAGCCAAUUAUUCAUUCACUUUUUUUAUCAUUUGUGGAUCUGUUUUUUAAGAGCUGGUAGAUGAUGUAUAUCAAAUUUCAAGUGUUUGCCAUUGAAAUGUGUGUGGCAGUGGCCUUUUGACUGUAGCGAUAAACUUGUAUUAUAUUCUGUAGCAUCAUUUGCAUCUGAUACUAGACAAGUUACCUUUAUCCUGCUUCAGUCUUUUAUCAGUAAUUCAUGUGUCAACCCUCACUGGUUUGUUAAACACUUCAGUGCUUAUGCUAACUACCAGUUAGAUAAGAGCCAUCAUUGCCAUGCCAUAUGCGCCUCACUUGCAUUUUGUUUAUCCAUCUUACCGAGGUACUACUAUGCUUUUUAAGCUUAUAAACAGAUAUGUAGUUAACACAAUGUCAUGUGCCUGCCUGUAUUGAAAAUAUUUCUCCCAGCAAUAGAAGCAGACUUAUAACAUUAUAGUUUCUUCUUGUUGCUCUGCAACUGUGAUGUUGAGCCAAGGUGGUGCUGAGCUUGUCCAGGUUUUAGGCACCUACAUAGCCCAAAUAGGAUUUGCUUUUCUAGAUUGCCUCUAUUGAUUAUUCCUGUUCCUGUUUCCUAGAGUAAUAUUGUAAUAUAUUUUAUAUUCAGUUUCAUAAUUUUUGAAAUGUAAGUUACUAAAAUUCCUUCCAUUGCUAUUCUUAAGUUUGUAUUGAAUAUUUAUCUUGAUUUUGCACACAAGUAUUAGUGGACAAUGGGACUCAGCACUUCCCUGCCUUGGCAUAUAGUCCCACUUGCAGCCUGCCAUGCAGUUGUCUGCUCAUUGAACAAUAUUCCACGGAAGUCCACUCAUUGUGCUGUACGAUAUCUUGUAAGAUAACUAGAAAUGAUUCAAUAAAAUGGUGCAAAAUUUUCUUUUCUUAUUUUGCAGUUUUUAAGUGAACCUUCCAUCUAACAGUUAACAAGAAGCAGUAAAUUAUUUUGCAUAUAACAUGGUCUUCAACAUUAAGAAAGAUUAAAAAAAAAGAUUCCUAAUUACCAGACAAUGAGUAAUAUAAUGUUAAUGGCAGGACACGUUAGGGGAUGAGGGAUCUACACUAUUUGAACAAAUCUUGCAGUAUUUAAAAGAAAUUAUAAAUUUUCUAUAAUUGUAUUCUGGAAUAAUUAUAAAAAUUAAUAAAAUAAAUUUGAUUGA